Colletotrichum acutatum is the source of this 769-nucleotide messenger RNA. RefSeq lists its product as uncharacterized. The transcript has 4 exons. The record is from RefSeq and is a predicted model, not a curated record. The coding region runs from base 1 to 627 and encodes 208 amino acids. NCBI's taxonomy places the organism in Eukaryota, Fungi, Ascomycota, Sordariomycetes, Glomerellales, Glomerellaceae. Gene Ontology annotation, molecular function: protein binding.
AUGGGCAAUUUCGGAAGUAGCGACGGACAGCUCCUCAAGAGCGGCAAGUUUUCCGACUGCAAGGUCCAGUGUGAGGGCAAAACAUGGAACUGCCACGAGUCUAUCUUGUGCACGCGCUCGGACUACUUUCUGAAGAACCUUGGAGAAGACUGGCCGUCUGGCAAGACUGGUGUUAGUGAGAUUACCUGCUUCACCGCUGAGCAGAUGGAUUGGACCAUCUCCUAUAUCUAUACUGGUGAAUUCGACUUUCAUAGCGCCGAGAAAAACAAGACCAUUCUUAACUCCGCUGUCCAGCUCUGGACUCUGGGCGACUACCUCCUGGUGCCGAACAUCUGCUCCGACGUCGAGUCGAAGUUUGACGACUUGAAAAACCGCACACCCAAAGCUUUCUACCCCAAUCCCCAGGAUUGGCUCAAUGCCGGCCGUGUUUUCUACGUCGAUUACCAAGACAUGGACAGCACCCACCCCCUCAAGGCCAAGUUCCUUGACCUUACGCUCGGCAAGGCAUGGGCUAGAACGCACAAUCUUCAGAUGCCCGAGUUCAAGAUCCUGUGCCAGGAGCACCCCAACUUUGGCAAUGAUUGCAUGAUGAAGCUCAUUGACGAUCGUACCCACACUCUUAUUUAGUUUGAGGUCACUUGGCGCCUUGUAGAGGAGUUCCUCGGUCAUUCUCCCAGGUGGUUUCGGAGCUGAAUGAGGGGGGUAGGAUGGACCGUUUACAAGACUAGCAUAGAGGCGAGGAAUUCAUCACCAGAAAAAGCUCAAGGGC